GAGUCCCGGACACGAUCCCAGUGGUUGGAGUUCAUCGAGUGACUGGCGCGACCAGAAACCUGUCUUGCCCAGUUGCCCUGCUGCCGACGCCCACCCGUGCAGCUAGCUUCUCGUGAGCCCAAACCAAAGGCUUCUUAUUCGAAUCAUGGUGCCACGGUGGCGAGAUGGAAGCGAUCGAAGGAAACAAACCGCAGUGGUUAGGAUACAGCUCAUGGGUCGCGCCGGUACCGCGCUGUCGCUGUUGCGGCUACUCGUCCUCCUCGUCGUCGUCGUCAUGUCGCCAUGGCAAGUUGCGGCGGGCAACUUGACGGUGGCGGGCGGUGGCGGACCGCGGGUGCCGGCCGUCCUGGUGUUCGGCGACUCCAUCGUCGACACGGGCAACAACAACGCCGUCCUCACGCUCACCAAGUCCAACUUCAGGCCGUACGGCCACGACCUCAACGGCGGCGUCCCCACGGGCCGCUUCUCCAAUGGCCGGAUCCCCACCGACUUGCUAGCGUCACGUCUCGGCCUGAAGGACCUGGUUCCGGCGUACCUUGGCACUGACCUCACCGACUACGACCUCCGCACCGGCGUCAGCUUCGCUUCAGGGGGCACCGGCUACGACCCUCUCACCUCCACUCUAGUGGCUGUCCUGCCGAUGCAGGAGGAGCUCAAUAUGUUCGCCGAGUACAAGGAGAAGCUCGCCGGGGUCGUCGGAGACGAGGCCGCCGAGGGGAUCGUUACCGAGAGCCUCUUCCUUGUCUGCGCCGGGACCGACGACAUCGCCAACAACUACUACCUCGCCCCCGUCAGACCCCUGCAGUACGACAUCUCGGCAUACGUUGAUUUCCUUGUUCAGCAGGCCUGCGACUUCAUCAAGCAACUGUACGAUCGGGGGGCCAGGAGGAUUGCGAUCCUGGGGCUCCCGCCGAUCGGGUGCUUGCCGUCGCAGCGGACCCUCGCCGGCGGGCUCGCCAGGGACUGCGACCCGGCGCGCAACCGCGCCGCUCGGAUGUUCAACUCCCGGCUGCAGGGGGUGGUCGCGCGGCUCCAGGGGGAGCUCCGGUGCCAGCGGAUCGGCUACGUGGACAUCUACGACGUCCUGCACGACAUGAUCACGGACCCCUGCAGGUACGGGUUCGACGUCUCGACGAGAGGGUGCUGCGGCACCGGGGACUUCGAGGUGUCGCUCCUGUGCAACCGGCUGACGGCGGCGACGUGCCCCGACGACCGGAAGUACGUGUUCUGGGACAGCUUCCACCCGACCGAGAGAGCGUACGAGAUCAUCGUGGACUAUCUGUUCCCGAGAUACGUAGAGAAGCUACUAUGAUUGUUGCUGCUGUUUUAUCAUGGCUACUAUUAUGAACUGAAAGUACUGAACUGGCCCAAUUGCUGCCAUCUCUUUCAGUGUCUCUGUAUGUGCUGAGGGGAGGGUGUGCUUGUUGUAUCAGUCCAGCAAGUAUAGUGUUAUGCUACGAUGUGCAGUGGGUGGAGAGAGAUAUUACACUGCUCCAUUCAACGAGUAUAUGUAUGAUUAAAUCUUCUAGGAAAUUCGAAAAGCGCAGAAUGGAUUUUCUAA
Messenger RNA from Setaria italica (foxtail millet), 1561 nucleotides. RefSeq names its product GDSL esterase/lipase EXL3. The transcript is spliced from 4 exons. The coding region runs from base 146 to 1312 and encodes 388 amino acids. The record is from RefSeq and is a predicted model, not a curated record. Gene Ontology annotation, biological process: lipid metabolic process. Lineage: Eukaryota; Viridiplantae; Streptophyta; Magnoliopsida; Poales; Poaceae. Gene Ontology annotation, molecular function: lipase activity.